AUGAAUUAUAGUCGACUACCACUUACACCUAGCCAAAGCACUUCACCUACUUCUUCUAGUUGUCCAAUACAGAAUGAGACUGAUCCUUCUGAAUCACUUUCUGACUAUCCCCAAGAGAUCACUUGGUUAUUCUUUCGAGAUAAUAAAUGGAUACCAUUUCAAUCAAACAAUCAUUACAAGAUAGAACAAGCAUUUACUUUAGGAGGCAUCUAUGUAGAUAUUAAAGGUACAAUCAUCAUCGUAAUUUAA
Molecule: messenger RNA, 249 nt
Organism: Gilbertella persicaria
Lineage: Eukaryota; Fungi; Mucoromycota; Mucoromycetes; Mucorales; Choanephoraceae
Exons: 2
Coding region: 1-249 (82 amino acids)
Source: RefSeq, a predicted model, not a curated record